GUCGCACCGCCUGGCCCCGUCCUAACAUGUUAUCGUCUGCCCGGCUCUGCUACCGUGUCUAAGCUUCACCCUUCCUGACACGCACCCCGCCCUCGCCGACACGUCGAGUCCGCCGCAAUCAUGUCGGGAGCCAACAGCAUCAAGGUCGUCGCCCGGUUCAGGCCGCAGAACAAAGUCGAGCUGGCCUCGGGCGGCCAGCCUAUCGUCUCGUUCGAGGGCAACGAUACCUGUAUCCUGAAUUCCGCCGAGGCCCAGGGCUCCUUCACCUUCGACCGUGUCUUUGAUAUGCAGGGACAACAACGCGACAUCUUCGAAUACUCGAUCAAGCCCACUGUCGACGACAUCCUGAACGGUUACAAUGGAACCGUCUUCGCAUAUGGACAGACCGGUGCCGGAAAGUCGUUCACCAUGAUGGGAACGAGUAUCGAGGACGAGGUGGGCAAGGGUGUCACCCCGCGAAUCAUCGAGCAGAUCUUCAGCAGCAUCAUGUCCAGCCCAGCCACAAUCGAAUACACAGUCCGCGUCAGCUACAUGGAGAUUUACAUGGAGCGCAUCCGCGACUUGCUCGCUCCCCAGAACGACAACCUGCCCGUUCACGAGGAGAAGAAUAAGGGCGUGUACGUCAAGGGCCUCCUCGAGGUUUACGUCUCGAGUGUAGACGAGGUCUUUGAAGUAAUGAAGAGGGGAGGAAACGCCCGUGCUGUCGCCGCGACCAACAUGAACCAGGAAUCGUCUCGGUCCCACUCGAUAUUCGUCAUUGUCGUCACCCAGAAGAACCUCGAGACCGGCUCGUCCAAGAGUGGCCAGCUCUUCUUGGUUGAUUUGGCUGGAAGUGAGAAGGUUGGCAAGACUGGUGCUAGCGGACAGACUCUUGAAGAAGCAAAGAAGAUCAACAAGAGUUUGAGUGCUCUCGGAAUGGUCAUCAACGCGCUGACCGAUGGGCGAUCAUCUCACGUUCCCUACAGAGACUCGAAGUUGACAAGAAUCCUGCAAGAGUCGCUCGGAGGAAACAGUCGGACAACACUCAUCAUCAACUGCUCGCCCAGCAGUUACAACGACCAGGAAACACUCAGCACCCUCCGCUUCGGCAUGCGCGCCAAGUCGAUCAAGAACAAGGCAAAGGUCAACGCAGAACUCAGCCCUGCAGAACUCAAAGCAAUGCUGGCCAAGGCCAAGUCAAAUAUGACCAACUUCGAGAACUACAUUUCGAAUCUCGAGGUCGAACUACAGCAAUGGCGUUCCGGAGACAGCGUGCCCAAGGAGAAGUGGGUUCCACCGAUGUCUGCAGAUGGUGUCGCCAGCACGAGAGCGGCCGCCGCUCGACCGUCUACGCCCUCCAGACUCAUACCUGACAGCCGCUCCGAAACACCGGCCUUGACCGAUCGUGCCGGGACUCCAAGUCUCCCUCUGGAUAAGGACGAAAGGGAAGAGUUCCUCCGCAGAGAGAACGAGCUGCAAGAUCAGCUAGCAGAGAGAGAGUCAGCCGUUGUGGCCGCCGAGAAGAGCCUGCAAGAAUCCAAGGAGGAAUUGGCCUUCAUCAAGGAGCAUGACAGCAAGCUUGGCAAGGAGAAUGAGCGACUGACGAGCGAGACCAACGAGACCAGGAUGCAGCUUGAGCGCCUCGCAUUUGAGAGCAAGGAGGCCCAGAUCACGAUGGAUGCGCUCAAGGAGGCCAACUCCGAGCUCACUACUGAGCUUGACGAGGUCAAGCAGCAGCUUCUCGAUGUCAAGAUGAGCGCCAAGGAGACUAGUGCGGUCCUUGACGAGAAGGAGAAGAAGAAGGCCGAGAAGAUGGCUCAGAUGAUGGCUGGCUUUGACCUGGGCAGCGAUGUCUUUAGUGCCAACGAGCAAUCUAUCGCUGAUGCGAUACAAAGGGUGGAUGCACUCUUCGAGCAGAGCUCUUCCGGGGAUCCGAUCCCUCCAGACGACCUGACGGACCUUCGCACGAGGCUUGUCGAAACCCAGGGUAUCAUUAGGCAAGCCGAGCUCUCUCUCUACAGUGGUGUUUCUGGCGAUUCGGAUGCCAGGCGUCGUGCAGAACUCGAGGCUCGCCUUGACGCGCUGCAGAACGAGUACGAGGACCUCUUGACGCAGAAUCUCAGCGAGGCCGAUGUGGAAGAAGUCAAGGAACGCCUGCAGAAGGCGUAUGCGAACAAGACGACCACACAGAUUGAGCUUGUUGAUGAGCUCAAGCUCGAGAUUACACAGAAGUCUGCCGAGAACAACCGAAUGAAGACACUGAUUGACGACCUACAAAGCCGACUCAAGACCGGCGCUGCCACCACUUCGGCACCGGGCCUGGCGAAUGGCAAGACGAUACAACAACAGAUUGCCGAAUUUGAUGUUAUGAAGAAGAGCCUGAUGCGCGAUCUCCAGAACAGAUGCGAGCGUGUCGUCGAGCUCGAAAUCUCUCUCGACGAGACCCGUGAGCAGUACAACAAUGUCCUGCGUUCAUCCAACAACCGUGCGCAGCAGAAGAAGAUGGCUUUCCUUGAGAGGAAUCUCGAGCAGCUGACGCAAGUUCAGCGCCAACUUGUGGAGCAGAACAGCUCGCUCAAGAAAGAGGUCGCCAUUGCAGAGAGGAAAUUGAUUGCACGGAAUGAGCGCAUCUCUAGUCUGGAGAGCUUGCUGCAAGAUAGCCAAGAAAAGCUUACAGCUGCGAACCACAGGUUCGAAUCACAACUUACAGCUGUCAAGGAACGUCUCGAGGCAGCCAAGGCGGGGUCGACACGCGGGCUCAGCGGACCCGGUGCUGGCUUUAGCUUUGCCGGCGCCGGCAGCAGGAUCGCGAAGCCGCUGCGUGGCGGUGGGGCCGGCGGCGACGGCCCUGUCCCUGUCCCAACCGUGGCAUCCCUGCAGAACGAAGGCAACACUAGUAAGAGAAGCAGUUGGUUCUUCCAGAAAUAGAGAGAAAGGCACGAUAUAUCAUAAAACGAGCGUGAAAGCAUCGAGCCGUUGGCGGCGGUUCACUCAGAAAGAGAUAUAGACAUCAAGGACACCUGAUUACGAGGACCAGCCCCGGAGAUGGCAGGCCCUGAGCCUGCGCGCUCUCACUUUCCAAGCCAUAUCCACCUGCGGCGGCAGAUGCUCACGGGUCAAUCCUGCACGAAGAUUACGUCGAUAUAUACCCUGCUACCCACAGAGAGACUUAUGACUUUUCUUGUUUCUUCGAUACACACUCAGAUACAACAUGAGAUACACAUUAACACCGUGAAGA
Microdochium trichocladiopsis is the source of this 3217-nucleotide messenger RNA. RefSeq names its product kinesin. The coding region runs from base 121 to 2907 and encodes 928 amino acids. Lineage: Eukaryota; Fungi; Ascomycota; Sordariomycetes; Xylariales; Microdochiaceae. Gene Ontology annotation, molecular function: microtubule motor activity; microtubule binding; ATP binding. The transcript has 3 exons. The record is from RefSeq and is a predicted model, not a curated record. Gene Ontology annotation, biological process: microtubule-based movement.